Phyllostomus discolor (pale spear-nosed bat) is the source of this 8167-nucleotide messenger RNA. It is a transcript of the gene ZNF333, whose product is annotated as zinc finger protein 333. Lineage: Eukaryota; Metazoa; Chordata; Mammalia; Chiroptera; Phyllostomidae. The record is from RefSeq and is a predicted model, not a curated record. Gene Ontology annotation, molecular function: RNA polymerase II cis-regulatory region sequence-specific DNA binding; DNA-binding transcription factor activity, RNA polymerase II-specific. Gene Ontology annotation, biological process: regulation of DNA-templated transcription.
AGCCCUGCUCUCUGGCUCAUUCUGGAUAUUCUGUUCUGAUUCCCCCAGAUAGGUGGGUGGAGAGAUUAGAGCCAGGGGUUGGGUGUCUGGGUCUGGAGUUCAGAUGUGAGUCAGCCUGCAGAUCUGGGCCUUGUGAAGUUGAGUUGGGAACUGAAGCCCAGAGGAGGAGGUUGGCAGCUGAAGCAGAGAGGGCUGAGGGGGAUGAGAAGAGGAAGGUCUGCCACAUGGGCAUGCUAGCCAGAGAUGAGGUGGAAGAGGAGCUUGUACAGAAGACUGAGAAGAGGACUGGGUAUGUGGGUGCUGUGUGUGACCCUGUGAGUGUGUGCAUACAAGUGUGUACACACGUGGUCACUACCAUCAGGGUGGGCAGCCCUGGGGCCUGCGAGUGAGCUCACUGGGCCUCACAGCUCUCCUCUUCUUCUCUAGCUCUUCCUGCUCAGGACCCCGAGUGGCUGCAGGGGAGAGAGUGGAUAAAGAAGGUGUGGUUCCCGGGGUGCCAUCCACCUGUGUACAGAUGUGACCGUGCUCUUCACCCCUGAAGAAUGGAGGUUUCUAGACUCUGCACAGAGAAGCCUGUACAGAGAUGAUGCUGGAGAACUACAGGAACCUGGCCUUAGUGGAACCUCAGCUUCAACCCCAAGAGUCCAUUGUUAACCAAGGUAUUUUUGCAGAGAUCCCAUCCAUUGGUCUGAGAAAGGAGCAGCCUCCACCUGGGGAAAAACUCUACACAUAUAAUAAUGAACUUGGGAAACACUUCAACAGCAUUAAACAAAUUUUUCAGUAUGAGAGAAUUCAUGCUGGAGGUGACCCCUACAAGUGCCAUGAAGGUGGGAAAACCUUCCAAACUACUCGCCUAAUAGUGGGUGAGAAGAUCCAUAGUGGAGAUAAAACCUAUGCAUGUAACAGAUGUGAAAAAUCCUUCAGAUACAGCUCCGACCUUAUCAGGCACGAGAAGACCCACACCUCAGAGAAGUGCUUUGAAUGUGAGGAGUGUAGGCACGCCUUCAAGUACUCCUCAAAUCUGAGGCGCCACAUGAGGACUCACACUAGAGAGAAAUCCUUUGAGUGCAGUCAGUGUGGGAAAACCUUCAUGAGGAACUUCAGCCUGAUAUUGCACCAGAGGAGCCACAUAGGUGAGAAGCCCUAUGAAUGUAAGGACUGUGGGAGAGCUUUUAACCAGCCAUGCUCUCUGAGGAGCCACAUGUGGACUCACACUGGAGAGAAGCCCUUUGAGUGCAGUCAGUGCAGCAAAGCCUUCAGGGAGCAUUCGUCUCUGAAGACUCAUUUGUGGACUCACACCAGAGAGAAACCAUACGAGUGCAGCCAGUGUGGGAAGCCCUUUCGGACAAGCACCCAUCUGAACGUUCACAAGAGGAUCCACACGGGGGAGAAACUUAAACUUUAUGAGUGUACCACUUGUGGUCAGGUGUUGAGUCGUCUCUCCACCCUCAAGAGUCACAUGCGAACCCACACUGGAGAGAAGCCCUAUGUGUGCCAGGAAUGCGGGCGAGCCUUUGGUGAGCCCUCAUCCCCCAGGAAACAUGCAAGAACCCACACUGGCAAGAAGCCCUAUGCAUGUCAGGUAUGUGUGCAGGCCUUUGUCCAGUCUUCACACCUUAUGGUGCACGUGAGAACCCACACUGCAGGGAGACCCUAUGAAUGUAAUCAGUGCGAGAAGGCCUUCAGGCACAGCUCUUCACUUACUGUGCAUAAGAGGACCCAUGCCAGGAGAGAAAACAUCAGGAAUGGUGGCCUGCCUUUAUCAGCGUCUCAUACAUUUGGUGGGCCCCUUGCUAAUUAACUUGCAGUUUGUAAAAAGAGAAACAUUUGGGCCUGUGAUCAUUUCUCACAGUACUUGUUUAGCUACUACAUCACUUGUUUUGGUGUCUAAUUUCAUUUUUGUUGGAUUCUAAAUAUUGUUUUAGUUACCAUUAUGAUGAAAUCUUUGACUCUUAUUUGGAAUUUGAUUUUAAAAUAACUGUACAUAGUUAUAUUUUUGUAGAGGUAUAAUUACUUAUAGUGGAAUACAUAAACCUCGUGAGUUGGAUGGGUUUGACAGAUGUAUAUAUACAUGUAACCAACACCCAUUGAAUAUAUAGAUCAUCUCUGUCAUUCUGGAAAGUUCCUGCAUAUAUCUGAGAGUUUUACAGUUGCCUUUUUGUAGCUGCUUAUAAUUUACUUGCAUUGUAAGCAGAGUAUGUGGUCUUUGUGUUGUUGAAUCUUAGGUAUUUGUUGAGAUUUGCUUUUUGGUCUAGUGUGGUGCAUGCCAGUAGUUGCUAACCCAAAAUGCCUCUUUUCCUUACAAUAUAACUUAGGUGUUUUUUUUUUUGUUCAGAUUAGUAAUGUGCUCUAUGAAAAAACCUCCAUGGCCCAACCCUUCUGCAGUCAGAGAAGGCCACUCCUCACAGUGCUGGUCAGCAUGAGAAGUUGCUGUGUGUGACUCCUCGGAAGGAAGUGGAAAAGGAGUGGUGUCAUUCAGCCAGAUGCCUCCACUUGCAUUUUGUACAAUCAGAUACACAAUGUACAGUGCUAGAAGAGCCAUUCUGUGACCACUAGGAUAAAAGAUAUCAGCUAAAGAGAGUGUGGCCAGAGGUCACAAUCAUUCUAGUUUCUCAGUUGGUGUCUUUAUGUGUCUGCACCAGCCCUGGGCUGUUUAUUUCUGGACAUGUUAGAUGAAAAGGAUGCACUUCUUGCUGGUAUGUGACAUGGGAACUUUUGAGAAAGGAGGUGGACUGGGAAAGGCAGGGAAGGGUUUCUUAUAGUUGGAUACAGUUUCUAUCUGAUGCACUUAGUGCAUGGUCAGUUUUUGUAAGUGCUUCAUGGUUGGUUGAAAUCAAUGUAUUGUAUCGACAUGUCUACUAAAUUGAGCAUAUUAGUUGUAUUUCAAAAUCUUUGGCACAUUUAUAAAUAUUGGUCUCUGUCUUAUCUCAGGCUGCCAUAAUAAAAAUACCAUAGAUUGGGUGCCUUAUGAAAAACAGGAAUUUAUUUCUCAUAGUUCUGGAGCCUGAAAGUCCAAGAUUGAGGUGCUGGCAGAUUUAGUGUCUGGUGAGGACCUGCUUCCUGCUCACAGUUGACCAACUUCUCUCUGUGUUCUCACAUAACAGGAGUGAGGGCAUUCUCUGGGAUGCCUUUUAUAAGGGCACCAGUCCUCAGCCAUCAGGGUUCCACCCCCAUAACCUUAUCACCUCCCAAAGGCCCUACCUCUAGAUGUCAUCACAUUGUGGAUGGCUUCAGCCUAUGAACUUGGGGACAUCAACAUCAGUCCAUAGGAGUCUCUGAUCUGUUGUUCACUGAAGGAGCUACAGUCCACUCUCCCACCAUGAUUGCGGGUUUCUGAAUCAGUCUUGUAAUUCUGUCAUUUUAAAUUUAUGUAUUUUGAAGCUAUGAGAUUAAAUAAACUGAUAGUUUAAAAAUUGUAUUUAUUUUUUAGAGAGAAGGGAAGGGAGGGAGAGAGAAAUAUUGAUGCACAAGAGAAACAUUGAUUGGUUGGCUAGGCAUUUGUCCUGAUCAGGAAUUUAUCUGGUGACUUUUCGGUUUGCAGGACAAUGUCCAACCCACUGAACCAAACCAGGCAGGGCUGAUUUUUGAUAUUUUAUAAGUUCUGCAAAUUGCUUCUUACAAAAUGACCAUCUUUCUCUCUAGCAAUGAAUAUUCAACUACUCAUCAACAUACUAGCAAAUAAUUAUUUAGACCUUAAUAUUAAUUGAUAGUAUUUCCUGAAACUUUGUAUCUUUUAAGUUAUUUAGUCCCCACAGUGAUACCAAGGGAAGGACUUUCAUUAUCUUCAGUUCACAGAGGAGGAAACUGAGGCCUAGCAGAUGAAGUGAAAGAACCAAGGUUAUGCAGGUGGUAAGUGACAGAGUCUGGAUCCACAUGGUCUCCACAGUGCUUUAUCCAAGGGAGCUAUUCUUCAUUUUCAUCUGUUGUCAUAGAGUUCUGUUUCUGUGUUUUAACUGAGGUAUAACUUAUGUUACAGUUCAUAAAUUUUAGUGCCCACCUUGAUGAAUUGUACAUAUGUCUGUACCACCCACAUCAAGAUGUAAAAUAUUUUCUCUCCCAGUCUGUGAGCCCCAUCCCCAGAGGUAACCCAUGUUCUGACUUCCAUCACCAUAGAUUUGUUUUCCUGCUCACAGAAAUAAAACCUCAAGUAUGCCCUCUCAUGUGUUUUAUUCACUCAAUGUCCAUGAAACUUAACUUUGUCACUUUAUAAGUACUUUAUUCUUUCUAAAAAUUGCUGUGUAAUAUUCUGUCAUGUGAAUAUACCAGAACUUUGAAGUUCUAGUCUUUAUGGAUGUUGGAUUCUUCCCAGGUUUUGCUGUUAUCAGUGACGCUGCUGUGAGUGUUCCUGUGGGAGUCUCACUGUGGUCACAUUCUCAUUUGUCUUGGGUAGAAACCCGGGAUGGCACUGCUGGGUCACUGGGUAGGCAUAUCUUUAGGUCGAGUAGAUAUUGCCGAACAGUUUUCCAAAAAUGGUUGAAGCAACUUAUACUUCCCUCGUCAUGAAUGAAAGCUUUAUUUGCUGUGCAUCCUUGACAGCACAUGCUCUUCUCAGUCCAUGUGAUUUUAGCUGUAUUAGUGAGUAAGUGGCUUCCUGUAUUCUAAUUCACAAUUUAUGGGGGCAGGUGAAUAGUGAUGUGGUAGAUGGUUGCCACAAUUCCUUCCAUCCCUCCUUGAAAAUCUUUCUUCAGUGUGACUCUUGUGUUCCUAUCAGGAGAUGGAGUGUAUUUCUGUAGUCCUUGAAGGGAAGUUUCAUGACAUGAUUUGUUUGGCCAAUGGAACAUUAUGAAACAUGAGGGAAGGAGAGGCUUGAAAAACACACAUUGGGGUUUGCCCUCUUUUCUUGAGAGCAAAGUGUGAAGAAGCCUGGGUUGGCCUCUCACAUGGAGAGGGGUAUUUUUCUGGUGGUCAGUACCAGCCAGCAGACGUGCGAGUGAUGCCAUCUUUGAUCAUCUGUCCCAGGGAAGCCACCAGGUGACUGAAGUUGCAUGAGCGAUCCUAGGUGAGGCUGUCAGAACUGCCCUCCUGAGCUCAGCUGAAAUUGCUGACUCACAGGAUUAUGAGUACAUGAGGUGGGCAGGUAGGGAUAGAGAACUGAUAGAAGUUAGUGUCAGAAAGAGGAGGCUGCUGCAACAAAACUGAAAUGGUGGCAUUGACUUUAGAAUUUGGCAGCAAGAAAGCAGCUGAAAAAGAGUGAAGAAACUUAAUGUCUGGAAACACAGUGAACAAACUGGUUCUCAAUGUUAGGGAAAGGCUUCAGUGGUAUGGAAACCACUGGCAAAAAUAACUGCAGUAACUUGGAAAAUAGAACAUGUACCUAAUGAACUUGUGGAUAUGUCUGAGAGGGAGGCUUUCUCCCGCCUCUGGCCCUGUGCUCAGUCUUCCUCAUGGCUGAUCAUGGUGGCCCAAGAAGAGCCUGUGAGCGGGUGAGAACUCACACCAGCCUGCACUUGGCCUUUAGCAAUUGGUUAGGAAUUUUAGCAGAAAUCUUACCCUCUUGUCUGGUGGCACUGUCUUCAUCCUGUGCUACAGGUGAGUCAGCAUUCUGUCCACCUCUCUUCCCCUAGGUGUCAGGCUAGUCAGUUGCUUGUGGCUUGAGCUUUCUGCUGGUGCCAAGAAAGUUAUGUUUUUAUGAAUUACUCAGCCUUGUCUUUUUGAUGUGGUGGCAGCAAUAUCCACAACAUUUCUAAAUCCAAAAUGGAAGUCAGAGACAGGGUUCUUCCUAUAUUCCACUGUUUUUAGAAUUAUUUAUUGGACUUGAUCAUUUUUCUGUAAGUUCCCUGAGGUCAGAGACCGCAUGAACUUUGUUCAGUGUGACUUUCUUUAAGCCUAGCCUGUGCUGGAUAGACAAUAAGCUUUUAAUAUGCUUGCUAGGUCUAUGUGAAUUUGUAUGUGGGCAAUGCUCCCAGGUGAAAUAUGUGUGGUGUCUAAGCCCAGAAGGCUGAAGACUUCUGUGGGCUGCUUCCUCUGACUCUCAUGGCGAAAGCCUCUAUCUCUGAAAUCCACCACCCCAGCAGCCUCUACUCAGAGUGGAGAGAACAUAGUGCCUGGCAUUCACAGGAGAUUUAAUACUAGGUGGUUCUUAGGCAUCUGGGUUAGCCUGAGGCUGUACUCUUAGACUGUGUGAUGGGAGAAAGGGAGUGUGUGUGAGGAUCAAAGAUCAUCUUAAAAGACUGUUCCACCUGUCAGACCUUAAAAGGGCACUUUGCCCCAAGAGGGGUACCUCUACAAUCUGAACUAGAAAGUAGGGAAGCAUACUGGAAAGGCAGGCACCAGGCAGUAGUCAAUGUAAGCAGGGUUUUAUAUAAUGUUUGCAGCCCUCAUUGUGCUAUUAUGUUUAUUCCUUUUUAUUUUUGCAAUGAAAGUAUAAAACUUUGCUGAUCAGAAAAGCUAGUGGUUGAUUCAUGUUACUAGAUUUGAUGAUAGUCUACUGAAGUACAUGGUAGCUAAGAGGAAAUACCACCAGUAGAGUAUAUUUUCAGUUACUUUUUAAAAAUCAAAAUGUUUACGUCUGCUCAAAUAUGUUCUUACAUAGUCUUUUUGCCUCCAUUCACAGUAUCUUUCUCUGAAAAGUAUUUUAGUUAAGGUUCUUCAGUCAGGAAAAAAACCAUCCUCAUUUCUCAUGAAGACUGAGAUGUUGGUGCUGCUUCCCUAUUUGGAUGGCAGAGGGGAGUGGAGGUGAGAGACUGUAGGCAGCAAGUGCGUUCAUCACAGGGAUUUCGCACCAGCUCUGUGCAGUGCCAGGUGAGGGGAACAGCCCUGGAUUUGGGUACUGUGUUUCCCACAGUAGGAUCCCUCAGGAAGGGACCAUGCCUUUCACUGGAAGAUUGGUGGGCUGAGGGUCAGUCUGCCCAGGCUUUGCCUCUUGGUCCCUCAGAGUCCUUUGGUCACCUGACCUCUUCAAAUUUACAUUGUUUUGUCCGUCCACCCUUUGGCUCCUAUUGCCCUGAUUCCCCAAAUCAACUAGCUGCUGGACUACAGGCUGACCUUCAGGGAUGCUGAGACUCCAGGAAUCCCAACCCAAGUCUAGUCAAGUCCUGCCCAAUGGACUCCUGAAUGCCCAGGUUGACAGAUUCCCAUGUAGGGAGAACCCCAGCCUUUGCCAAUGUUCUAGCCAUCCUUAAGUCUCAGGAACCUGGACCUGUGAACUUCUGGUUCUGGGUGCAGGCUGCAGGACUUUUGGCUUGGGGACUCUGGAGAUAUCUGACUUCUGGUUUUGAGACUCCAGCAAUGGUGUGAUUCCUCAGAAGGGUGCAAGUUGAGGCUGUGAUUCUCCCACAUCAGCCCCAUGACAGCCAUGUCCCAUGAAUGUGGGGUGUGAAUGAUGAUGCUCUCAGGAUCACCCCAAUGUUGGCAGCUUGAAGGAAAUUGCCCUUUCUUCUUUGGUAUCUGGCUGCCUGCUUUAUUUUUCUGUGAGAAUGAGUUUGCCCAAGGAGUUUCAAAUUGCAGAGGUGGAUGUGGAGAUGAAGUAGAGACUUGGCUCCCAAUACAGAGCAGUCUGGGGCUUGUGCUGACCUCCAACUUACUCCCUCCCAGACACACAAUUCUCCCAGGUGCUGGACUACAAAACAUUCUUCCCCUAAGAUUCUUUUGUGGAUGUCUAAUGCUCCCAUGAUAAUAUUCACAUUUCCUAGCCUGGCUGUGAAGAAUCAUAGUCAUGUGAUCCCAGUUACUUAUCUGGAAGGAAACACACCUCUGAGAUGGUCCUUCCUUUUAUCCUUCAGCCCACAGUGCUUAUUGGCUAUUUGAUCCUCAGGUUUCAUCUUACAAAUAAUGCCAUAAAGUUUGUAGUUGAUGACCAUCUCUGUGUGUAGAGGGGCACAGAGAUAGGUACCUACCCAAGUUGCUUUCUUUUUCAUUUCCUUUUUUUUUCUUUGCAUCCACUCUGGUUAUACUAAUUAAACAAUAGAGAAAGAGCAGAGGCUUUGUCAGUAAAGAGCCAAGGAUCUGAUUCCUGACCCUGCCAGUGACUAGUUUUUUGAUAUCAGACAAGUUUUCCUAUUGAAUGGCCAGUAGACUGAUGCUCAUCUUACAAAGAAGGAAUGCUUUAGUGAGCUAGUUGUGAAGCUUCCUUUUGGGGGAGACAGCUACAUGCUUUUCUCCCUUAUCAAUAGGAAAUGUAAGCUACCACCAAAUAGGCUGGCUAUCCAGUCACUGGUAAUGCCAAGAA